Messenger RNA from Branchiostoma floridae (Florida lancelet), 4815 nucleotides. Its product is annotated as leucine-rich repeat-containing protein 4C-like. Lineage: Eukaryota; Metazoa; Chordata; Leptocardii; Amphioxiformes; Branchiostomatidae. The coding region runs from base 877 to 2730 and encodes 617 amino acids. The transcript has 3 exons. Gene Ontology annotation, cellular component: plasma membrane. Gene Ontology annotation, molecular function: protein binding. The record is from RefSeq and is a predicted model, not a curated record.
ACAAGGCCGCACACGGUAAUCUUGCAGAGGCAACGGCACAUACCGAUGCACCCUGUCUCUGCGAGGGUUUGAUUUUCAAUUAGAACAGUGGCACCACGGCAAAUUAACAGCACGACUGGUUCUUUUUACAGCCUCUUCUCCCGUUUAAGAUAUUCAGGAUCAUCCCCUUCAUCAUCUCUAGCCAAGUCCUGAACACCUGGUGUGUGGAGUGGAAAGGAAGAUGGCCCUCCCCAGAGUUGAAGCUGUUGCAUAGCAUGGUAAAUCAUUCCUGUGGACCAUCAAGAGGCAGGUCAAUAGGGACGUACCGAUGUGCCACGGGUAAGCGGCUCUCACUUGUCAGUCGAUGCGGUGGGUGUGACAGUGCCGUCCGCCCCCUGAUGACGGCAGUACGUGCCCCAUGGAGCAUCACCGCGGGAAGCAAUUCCUCAUGGAUCCGGCGGCAAUCGGACAGAGUCGUCACUGCAGCCUGAUUCAAUUGGAAGCAAGGGCAUCUUUCUCUGAACGUAAUUGGAGCUAUAAUGAAGACAAAGGACCGGUGACAUCAUUGCACGAUGAAGCUUGACAAGAAGGUAUUCACCUCUCUGCAGCACCAUCAAUUUAGCCGUCGUGAUUCCAUAUAACCAGUGAAUGAAGAUGGCCAUCGUCUGAUUGACCAUGACUUCUGAAGAAGGUAUUCAAUGUAUGUAUUUGUUUGCGUAGAUUCUAAGAACCUCGGGCCUGAUAGCAAUAAAUAAGGAAGGUUGAUUGGAAGUCGUUUCACGGAGAAGAGAACUCGUGACCUGAUGCUGUGUUCAUUCGGCGCCGUGAAAAGUGCCACCGUGCUUUGCUAUCUCGAUACUGUCCUAGCUUGCUGUUGGGUAACGACAGAAUCUGAUUAUGGCUCCACGCCCGUCUACCGAGAAACCUCUUAACCUCCGCUUCCUGUCAUUUCUCCUGCUAAUUACCUUUUCCCCCGUGUAUACCAACAACUGUCCGAGGAUCUGUGUCUGUAGCGGAUCGUUCUCUAACGUCUACUGCGGCGAUAGCAAUCUCACAAAGGUCCCCAACAGAAUCCCCGAGAGAGUUGUUUAUCUCAACCUCCACGCCAACAACAUUAGCAAACUCAUCAAGAACCAAUUUGCAAACUUGCCACAGUUACAUACGCUCCAGCUCAGCGCAAACACCAUAUCUGAGAUCGACAAUAAUGCCUUUGUUGGUCUGGACAAUUUGCAAAUCAUCGAGCUGUUUUACAACAACUUGCUAGUGGUUCCUAGCGGAGCGCUGAAGUCACUAAUCAACUUGAAAGAAUUAUGGUUAGGAGGCAAUCCGAUAGUUUGUCUGGACGCCUACAGCUUCUCCUAUCUGCCGAAUCUCAAACUCUUGGAUUUGGGGGAACUGAGGCAGCUUAGGGGGAUCUCAAAUAGCGCCUUUGCGGGUUUGAACAGCCUAGUUUAUCUGAACAUGGGAGUCGCUAACUUACAGACAGUGCCUUAUCUGCAGCAUCUAACCAGUCUGGAAGAGUUGAAUCUAUCAGGGAAUGUCAUCAGGGUCCUCGGGCGAACAUCGUUCCAGAGUAUGUUCAGACUCAGACGACUGAUGAUUAUUUCGUCCCAAGUGAACGAGGUUGAACCGCUAGCCUUUGAAGAUUUGCAGGCUCUAAGUGAAUUAGACCUUUCGUACAACAACCUUAGCACAUUACCAUACAACCUCUUCGCUGCGACGACAUCGUUAGGGAAGGUGAACCUGAAAUAUAACCCUUGGAACUGCAGCUGUGACAUAACGUGGCUGGUGGAAUGGCUGCGAACAAAGGUACGUGAUAGAACUUGUGAUGCUUGCGGAGAAUGUCGAUACCCGAAGAGACUAUUAGGAACAUCCGUAUUUCGUCUUCCGAUAGAUAUAUUCCGCUGCCCUCGACGGAAGAUAAGCAACUAUUCGAUCCAGCUGAAUGUUACAGAGGGCGAGGACGCAUCGUUGCCGUGUGUUUCAGGUCGUGAAACCGCCAUAAGCUGGAUAACCCCUAACGGUACAACAAUACGACACGGCAACUACGAGGUUCGUGUGAAGGUCUUCAACGACGGCAGUUUGAACAUUACAAGAGUCACCCUGCACGACGCAGGCGUGUACCGAUGUAUUGCACGAAACCCCGGCGGCAGCCAGUCUGUUAUAACCACACUGAAUGUCACAACAAGGGCGUACAUCACUGAUAUCCCCGUAUUGGAGGAACCUAUGGAAGAUGACUUCGACCCAUCAGUGUGCACACUAGGGCUUGAUGAGCAAAACUGGCCUAAUGUCAAUCUAAACACCACCAACAGAUGGAAUCUGACAUACAAACCUCCUACUAUGCCCCCUAGCGAUACGGUUGCCGUUGAUGAAGAUGGUGAUGACUACGACCCAUUAGGGUCCAAAAAGUUCGACCAUUUGAGUGUUAUCGUGAGUUCAAUCGCGGGCAUCGUUGUGUUGGGGCUAUCAGUCUGGGGAAUCUGCUUUCUCUGUAGGCGAUGUAACGAGAGGAAACGGUUCCUACAAAAGAAGUGUAAAUCAAGGGAAAGAACAAAAAAGAAGCACGAAGACGAUAGCUCAUGUUGCUGUGGGAAGUAUUGUUGUUGUAGACACCAGAUGGAAAAAGAACCAGAAUCGGUAGAGAUGCCGCCGCCUGAUAUAUACAGUAUAGACAUCAAAGUAGACAUUGAAAAACAGGCUAACGGGACGCUGAAAAAGUCCAAAGCAUCAAAGGUCGAGACGCAAGUCUGACUCUCCUGACAGUGUAACAUAUCACUUGUAAAUAACAUGUAUGUACUUGUCAAAAUAGAAGCAAUCUUGUAAGAGCAAGGGAAGAUUUAUUGGCAAACUGUGUAGUCAAUAAAGCUUACAAUGGGUCACUUGCUUAUAAAGGCAGAAGGUCGAAUCACAUGUAUCAUAAUAUAUCUCGAAUUGUUUGCUUGUCUUUAAGGAUACAAGGAACUAAUACAGUUGCUGUAUUGUCAAGAGUUGUAAAACUGGGUGUCAACUGUGGCGGCCAUUGCUCCGUGUCUGCAUCACGACGACAUCAUGCCUAAAACCUCUCUUGUAAACACUGUGCAAAUGACAAGACCUCUCAACUGUCAACGAUUUCUAAGGCAAUGGUUGUAUCUUGGGAAUAUGGUGUCUCGAUGACUUCCCAAUAUGUAAGGUGUUGCAAAAAAAAUGAGAAUGACCUUUUCAACGAAAAAAUAGCUGUCAAUGCAAUGUGAAAUGGACGAACAGAAGAACACGGUACAAGGAACCGAUAUCUGGCUGGGGCAAUGUUUUGACACAAAUGUUAAUACACAUAGUCAUCAACGAAAAGGAAUUUGCUCCUGAAACACAAACCGUAUAUAAUAAAUUGCAAGAUGCUCGUUCAUGAUUCCGAGUGCGCUUGCGCGGCCACCUAGAUUUUGGUUAGUAAGUCAAAGGUAAAGACCAAAAAUUUGUAAACGGUUCUUGUAUCGACCAUUGUCUAUAUUUACAUGAUGUUUAUAAGUGCUUUGUUUAUGAAAGUGGGGGGGUGCCAUUCUCGUAUUAUUCGUACUGCGCGUGUGUAUUCGGAAUGAAGAAGGAGCUUAUCGCUGACGGUUAGUUCGUGUAUAAAAAGUUUGUUGGUUUGUAAUCCAGGAGCAUUAUUUAAGAAUUCGGUGGGGCAUACAGCUAACAGGGUAACAAAAUCAAUAUGAAGAAAUCAAAUCUAAAGUGGCAUAUUGUACUAUUAGUCCAACUCCAUAGUCUGUUCCCUUCUUCCAGUUGCUGUGAUCACACGAAACGAUUGAUUGAUUAAUUGAAACACUAUGGAAUUACAAAGAAGGCUCUUACCAAGAAUAUCUACUUGUAAUUGCUAAUUGUAAGCAUUCAAACAUCAGCCAACAUUCUAAGUGACGGCUGCAUGCGAUAGAUCCCACUCAUCAGUAUGAAAGUUGCAUUUUUUCGAAUCGAUCCCGAAGUAAUGGUCAUCAGCGCUCCAUUCUGUUUCUCUCGAUAGGAUUGACCGGUGAUCCCGGUUGACCACUUAACCAGUUUUCAAAAGGUCAUUUCCAGGGGUCGCUCUCAAGCCUUGAAGAGGGAGUUCAAUAACGUCAAUCUGGUAUCUCCGAAAUGCAAUAUUUUAAAGUGUGAAUUUCAAUACAAUUACUGUCAUUCAUGUCCAGUUUGGAAUAGGUUACAAUACACUUUAUAUGUUUUUGCCUAGUUUUAUAUUUUGUAAAUAAGUAAAUAAUACUCGUGUUUUGUUCUAUACAUUCCCAUUAUGUUUACAAAACAGAUAAGUUGAAUUUGAGCAAAACUCUAGAAUUCAUAUUGAAUUAGUAUGAAUAUAGAAUGCCAAUGGUCAAUGUAGUAUCGACACUUACUCAUCAUGAGUUUAAAUGGAAAUGUAUAAAGAACAAGGACUGUGUAAUAGAUGAGCGCCCAAGUUGUCUCGCCAACAUUUGAAGAAUACGUGGCCACAUUUAUACGGUGUUAUACUGCUGUAUCUAAUGCAUAUUAUUGUUACGAUGUCUUGGUAAUAUAUCUACCUAGCUGAGGUACAGUUAAUCAAGAAAUAUCGACAGCCCAACGCAAAGUGCUGUCGUAAGGUAAAUUAUUUUUAUAUCUACUAUCUGCAGCGUAUCGACUUUCUGUCCGUGAGACCUUGCACUUCCUUUGUACUUGUAACGAUCGGUAUUGAGGUGCAAUCUAGGGAAGAUCUGAGGUCUAUCAAUUCCGGGAAGAGAAACGACUUCGUAGGCAGAUUGCUUGAGUACCGAUUGUCUCCUGGGUGUAACAUUUGUCGAAUAUCUGUUGAACUGUGAAAAGUUGUACAUGCUUGAAAUUAAAGAAUGUUACAGC